AUGCUUGAGAGCACUCCUCUCUGUAUGAUUUAUUGUGCAUCUCCAGAUUCAUUCGCUAGACUCGAUCAAUUACAAUGGCUUAUUGAUACAUGUAUUCAAUCAAAUAUUUUUUGUGCUCUUGUCUGUACGAACAAGUAUAGUAAAGGAAAUCAACAACGUGCUCAUGAAUUGAAUGAUUUUCAUUCGUUUCUUUCUCGUUAUCACAGUAUGACACGUAACGAAACCAAUAUAAAAUAUUACGGAAAUGUUGCUCUGUAUACAUUAGUGAAUAGUAUUAUUUACGAAGAUAUUGGUCUUGGUGUAAGAAAAGUAGUCGAAGGUAUUAAUGAACUUAUUUUUGCCAUCAUAACGUCGUUGAAAGACGAUAAACUCGUUGCUUGGUGUUACACUAUUGCUGAAAAUCAAUCGUUCUUGUCGAUGAUGCUUGAUAAAAUUGUAGAAUUAUUUAAAAUAUCUCAACCUAUUUUGGAAGAAUUUCUUCAGAAAGAAGGAAAAGAUACUGCCAAAGCUCUAAUACCGUUGAUUAUCAAAGAAAUGAUGAAGAAAACAUGA
This is a messenger RNA of Rotaria sp. Silwood1, 552 nucleotides long. The record is from the annotation of a GenBank genome assembly. NCBI's taxonomy places the organism in Eukaryota, Metazoa, Rotifera, Eurotatoria, Philodinida, Philodinidae.